AGAAAGGGUUUAUUCAGCUUACAUUUACACAUUACUGUUUAUUACAAAAGGAAGUCAGAACUGGAACUCAAGCAGGUCAGGAAGCAUGAGCUGAUACAGAGGCUAUGGAGGGAUGUUACUUACUGGCUUGCUUGCCCUGGCUUGCUCAGCUUGCUUUCUUGUAGAACCCAAGACUAUCAGCCUGUAGAUGGUACCACCCACAAUGGGCCCUCCCACCCUUGAUCAUUACUUGAAAAAAUGUCGUACAGCUGGAUCUCAUGGAGGCAUUUCUUAAAUGGAGGCUCCUUUCUCUGCUAUAACUCCAGCUUGUGUCAAGAUGGCAUAAAGAAACAGCCAAUAUAGGUGUGUACCACCAUGCCCAAAUUUAAACUUAUCUUCAUCUAGAACCUAAUCUGUUUGAGGCUGUCCUUGAAUGCAAAGAUCUGCUUAGUUUUGCCUCCUGGGACUAAAGGCUUAUACUACCAUGUCUGGAUCUAACUUAGCUAGGUGGGACUUGCCCUAAGGUCACCACUCCCUUAAUUCAAUUUAAUAUUCUUGAACACAGUAUUCAGCUCUAUUUGAUUUCCUGGUGUCCCUUUAAUACUCAAACUACAUAUUUUAUAUUUUUUCUUUCUAAACUUGCUAUGCUUGUUCAAAAUGCUCUUCAUGAGAUUUUCCCAGAGAACAGUCUCUGCUGAGCUUUUUUGAAAUUUCCUUUGUUAAUGCAAUUAAUAUAAAUCACUUUACCUUAGCCUUAGCUAGACCUUUCAGACAAGGGCAAAAAGCAGUCACAUGCUUCACCAAAAUAUCACAGAAACAGUCUCUAGGCCACAUAUUGAAAUUCUCCACUUAAACUUCUUGAGCUAGGUCUACACAGUUCAAAUUACUCUUAGCAACGAAGUCUUCUAUAUUCCUACUAGGAUAGUCCAUUAAGCACCACUUUAAGCAUUCACUGCUUUCCAAAUUCAAACUCCCCAAAACCACAUUCUUUCAAACAAAAGUGUGGUCAGGCCUAUCACAGCAAUACCCAAGUCCCUUAGACCAAUUUUUGUCUUAGAGUUUUACAGACACCAUGACCAAGGCAACUCUUACAAGCACAACAUUUAAUUGGGGCUGCCUUACAGGUUCAGAGGUUCAGUCUGUUAUCAUGAAGGCAGGAACAUAACAGCAUCCGGGCAGGCAUUGUGCAGGAGAAGCUGAGAGUUCUACAUCUUCAUCUGAAGGCUGCUAGCAUUAUACUGGCUUCCAGGCAGCCUAGGAGUAGGGUCUUAAAGCCCAUGCCCAGAGUGACACACCUACUCCAACAAGGCCACACCCACUUCAACAAGGUCAUACCUACUCCAACUAGGGCACUUCCAAAUAGAGUUACUUCCUAAGCCAAGCAUAUACCAAUUAUCAUACUAACCCACCUUCAAAAUUUGUAACCCGGAAUUCUUCCUGUCUUAAAGAACAGGGACAAAAGUGGUCUAGAGACUGAAGGAAUGACUAACCAGUGACCAGGUCAACUUGGUAUCUAUCCCAUCUGCAGGUACCAAACUAUGACACUAUUACUGCUGCCAUGUUGUGCUUACAGGCAGGAGCCUAGCCUGGCUGUCCUCUGAGAGACUUUACCAGCAGCUGACUGAGACAGGUGCAGAUACUUACAGCCAACCGUUGGACUGAAGUCCGGGUGGAGGUGGGGCUAUGGAAGAGUUAUUGGAAGGAUUGAAGGAGCUGAGUGGGAUGGCAACCCCAUAGGAAGAUCAACAGUGUCAACUAACUCAAACCCCUAUGAGCUCCCAAAGACUAAGUCACCAACCAAUGAGCAUACACAGGCUGUUUGUCCUGAGGUCCCUGGCACAUAUGUAGCAGAGGACUGCCUUGCCUGGCCUCAGCUGGAGCGGAUGUACCUCAUCCUGUAGAGACUUGAUGCCCCAGUGAAGAGGGAUAUUUGAGGAGAGAGGGGGAGAUGGGAGGAAGAGCACUCUCUCAGAGCAAAGGGGAGGCAGAAUGGGAUGAAGAAUUCUGGGAGGUGGGAGAACAUCUGUAAUAUAAGUAAAUAAAAUAAUUAAUAUAAUAAUAGUAAAGAAUUAGAGGCAACUUGUAAAGCAAGUGGGAUGUGGGAGAAGGCUGAGCAUGGGAGUAGGAGUGCAAAAGGAAAAAGAGUGUGAUCUUUAAUAAAAGGGAAGCUCUUGCAGCCUGGGAGGUUCGGUAGAGCAGAGUAGUAGCCUGUGUAUCUGCCUUGACUCAGGGUCAGGGGAGAGCCCCUGGGUGUUGCUAAGACCUAGGUGUGUGUGUGUGUGUGUGUGUGUGUGUGUGUGUCUGUGUGUCUGUGUGUGUGUCUGUGUGUGUGAGUGUGUGUCUGUGUGUGUGUGUCUGUGUGUGUGUCUGUGUGUGUGUCUGUGUGUGUGUCUGUGUGUGUGAGUGUGUGUCUGUGUGUGUGUGUCUGUGUGUGUGUCUGUGUGUGAGUGUGUGUGUGUCUGUGUGUGUGAGUGUGUGUCUGUGUGUGUGUGUCUGUGUGUGUUUGUGUGAGUGUGUGUGUGUUUGUGUGUGUUUGUGUGAGUGUGUGUGUGUUUGUGUCUGUGUGUGUGUGUCUGUGUGUGUGAGUGUGUGUGUGUCUGUGUGUGUGUCUGUGUCUGUGUGUGUGUGUCUGUGUGUGUGUUUUUGUGUGUGUGUCUCUGUGUGUAUGUUUGUGUGUGUGUGUCUGUGUGUGUGUGUGUGUCUUGGGGGGGGGGCGUGGGCAGAAGUAUAUACUCACUCCUUUAGUACCUAGGCUGGAGCCAAGGCAAGGUAAUACCUUCAAGUCCUGUAGGUCCAGAAAUCCAGGGAAGCCACUAUUUAGAUUUUGACAGGCACAGGUUAGUUCCUCCCUCUCUCUUUACUUCUGUCCUUCCCUUUCUUCCUGGUAUAUUUCCUCUAUGAAUUUCCCAUGAUAGACAUGUCUGUGGGUGUCUAAUCUGUAGUGUACCCUUACUUUCUGACACAAGGACCUCCUGAUUAGGAGCAGCUGUGUGGCCACUUCCCUGACUGGAAAAACUGGACAGAUAGGAAACAAGAGGCCACUUUGACAGGAGUUUAAUAUGUACUCAAAUCCUUUUUCCUGUAUUCAAUUUGUAGUUGAAAAUUCUCUAAAACUAUUUCAAGUACUGCCACCAUUUCUUCGAAGAGCUUGUCAUGUUGGGUCUGUCUAGUAAUGUCCACCUCCUCUUAAGAGUUCCCGUGCACAGCUCAAGCCACCACUGUUUGUCCAGAAGCCCACCCUGUACCCCACAGGUGACCCAGUUUCCAGGAAUCCUUUCUCACAGAAAUUCUUUGUCACGUGGUUCACUACUGCAGCAUCCUUUGCUUCUUCCUCACUUUUGCUGGCUCUAAUCUGCUCUCCCCACUCCCAUUCCCAAGCCCGUGUGGGCACAAGAAUCAUAUGUGGGUCACAUGACUUCCUUAGGACAUUCUGCGGGGUCCUUAUACAAGUAGGUGUGUGCGGAGACUCACCAGCUCAGGAGCAGCCAUGGGCACAGCCUUCUCUUUUUCAGGCUCACAGCUCCUCUUACAGGCCUGACAUCAAGAGAAAUCGGUUUGCUGAUGAAGGAAUGGUACUCUCUUCUGUGAUUUAUAUUCAACCCCCCCCACACACACACACUCUUCUCCCUCUUCCUCUCGCUGUGAUGCUGCACCUCUCCUCUCCCUUCUUAUUUGCUUCCUAAUUCUCUCUCUUACCUCCUUAGACAUAUAUGCUUACCUAGUCUAAAUGGGCUGUUAGGUCCCCUUUCUCUGCCAUUUAAGACUUACUGUCCUGAAUAUCCAGGAACCAGAAGCUUGAAUUUUGAUGUUGAGCCCUUCUAGACUAGAGUCAGUCAUUCCACACCACAGCGUGCCUCAUGCCACCCUCUCCAGCUCCAAUAUGGGAACCGGAGGACCUUAUCACCUGCCUUCCACACACUCGGCAGACACCCACACACCCACGUGGGCCUCUCCAGUAGCAGCAGCAGCAGUAGCAGCAGGUAGCUGCUUCGCCGCCGCUGUAGCUUUGGUGUUGCAGCUCUCUGUUGUUUCUUUUGCAGGCCCCAUUCUGGGGCUUCUCUGAGGGGACCCCUCUUAGUAGCCUCAUGCAUCUAUUAACUGUAUUUCUCUCUUUCUGGUUCAUCCCACCCUCAUCACCACGCUACUGUGAUCCCCAGCGGAGCGCAGUCUGUGCUUUAGUACUGCUGGUGCCAGAGGGUCGUUCACUCCUUGGAGCUGCGCGGCGGCGGAGGUCCAGCUUGCACCUCUGUAGCCAGCACAGGCCAGGGCAGCAGCGACCUGGAAUCCAGCGGGCCAUGCUGGUGCUACUGGACCAGGAUGGGAGGAGGUGCUCUACUGUCAGGGGAAGGAGACUCCCAGAUGCCGCCUGCUCCAACCCCCACCCCUCCCCGCCAGUGUUGCCUCGUCGUGUUUACUGCGAUUUCGCAUUCAUCUAUUCGUAAUUUUCCGAACUGGGGAUUCUUCCUGCUGUUUUCCCGGCAACUACUCUCUCCUUUGAGUUUCAUGAACCCGGCGCGCGCGCGUUUAUGUGUAUUAGGGUGGGGUGAUCUGUGUUUGCUUUUGGACGAUUUUGAGUAUUUUUCUGAGAAAGGUACACUUCAGGGGACUGCGUAUUUGCAGUAGUGGAUUCUCGAGCGAAUCUCCUCUAGUGAUUAAUCGUGAAACUUUUACCGCUUUCCUUUUUCUUCCAGCGCCCGGGCUUUCGUUCAUAGACUAGCACGCUAAAGGGUAAAGUAUUCACCCUUUAGAAAAGAGGGGACUAGAAAGCUCCAGUUGGAAGGACGGGAAACAGAGUCAUGUCUAACCUUUAAAAAGUGAAAACACGAACUCGAAGGGGCAUUUUUGCAUGAUGGCCCCUCCCCCUUCCACGCCUUUCACCCUCCACUGAGAUGCAGUGGGGAAUUCUCGAAGCUCCUCCAGCCCCUUCUGCUGGAGCUGGGUGAGUGAAAGAGCCCAGCCUGGUCCUCACCCCCUCCCCAUCCCCCACGAACCAAGCCGCUGUGAUGUCCUUGCUGUCGCCGCCGCCCCAUUCCGCCGCUCACCAGCCCUGGGGGCACCGGCUGUGCUCAGCUGCCCAGUCUCACCCAGGCUUCGAGCUUCCUGGAGGGUCAUGCAACCCGUAGCUAUGACUAAGACGCUCACUUGGUAACUCUGCCAUAUUCCUUAUCUUUCCCUUCCUUCCCUCCCCUCCCCCUUUAAACACCCCCGUGUUCCCCUCCACCACCCUUGAGCCCUCCCCCGCCCCCAGACGCCCACCCUUAGACUCCUUUUCCUGCAAGAUAUCAGAGGUGGCGCGCAGCCCGACGAGCCGAUGACGGACCCCUGCUUCCUGCCUUCAAUGCCUCAGCAGAAGACCCCCAAAAGCUGGAGAGAGGAGGGCUGCGGCUGGACAUCCUCCGGGCGACGCUGCUCGGACCCGGUGCUAGUGGUGGAUGAGACCGGUGACUGAACAAGUCCCUGCCUCUGCCUUCGCUGCCGCCUGCCCAGUCGUUGCCGUCGAUCGGGACCGGUCCCCACCUUGCGCCUUCUGCCUCUCACCCCAGAUCAGGUCCGGGCUUCGGGCGCCCCGGGGCUCGCCCGGCGCUUGCCGCCGCCCGCGCGCCGACUGCCCGCCGCGUCCUCCUGACAGCUGCGGCGGCGGUGAUGCAGAGGAGGAGGGCGCUGCCGGCGGCGGUGCUCAUGGUGGCGGUCGGCGUCCGGGUGUGAUGAGAGCGUCAUGGUGGAGAUGCUGGCUUCGAGGCGGUGAGAGAGCAAACGAGGGCGAGAGCCAGCCAAGGGCGGAAGACAGACCAGUUCUGAUGCUUUCUUUCCUCUGUCGCUUCCCCCCACUGUAUAUUACCCGUGGUUUGCAUAUUUGAAACCUCUGGACUCAAUCCUUUCCCUACCAUCGAAGUCUCCCCGUUUCUAAAUGGAAUUAGUGGAGAUCGGAGCCUCUGGUGUAACGCACAGACAUGAUCUAUGGACGCAGUUUGUUUCACAUUAUAGCAAGUUUAAUCAUCCUCCAUUCUUCUGGAGCAACCAAGAAAGGAACAGAAAAACAAAUCACCCCAGAAACACAGAAGUCAGUGCAGUGUGGAACGUGGACAAAACAUGCAGAGGGGGGUGUCUUUACCUCUCCCAAUUAUCCUGGCAAAUAUCCCCCAGACCGAGAAUGUGUCUACAUCAUAGAAGCUGCCCCAAGGCAAUGCAUUGAACUUUACUUUGAUGAAAAGUACUCAAUCGAACCAUCUUGGGAGUGCAAAUUUGAUCAUAUUGAAGUUCGAGAUGGACCCUUUGGCUUCUCUCCAAUAAUUGGAAGGUUCUGUGGACAACAGAAUCCACCUGUUAUAAAAUCUAGUGGAAGAUUUCUGUGGAUUAAAUUCUUUGCUGAUGGGGAGCUGGAGUCUAUGGGAUUUUCAGCUCGAUAUAAUUUCACACCUGAUCCCGACUUUAAGGACCUUGGAGUUUUGAAACCGUUGCCAGCGUGUGAGUUUGAGAUGGGCGGCCCGGAAGGAAUUGUGGAGUCCAUACAGAUUCUGAAGGAAGGCAAAGCUUCUGCCAGUGAAGCCGUGGAUUGCAAAUGGUACAUCCGAGCCCCACCACGAUCCAAGAUUUAUUUACGUUUCUUGGACUAUGAGAUGCAGAAUUCAAAUGAGUGCAAAAGAAACUUUGUGGCGGUCUAUGACGGAAGCAGCUCUGUGGAGGACUUGAAGGCCAAGUUCUGCAGCACGGUGGCUAAUGACGUCAUGCUGCGCACAGGCCUUGGGGUGAUCCGCAUGUGGGCAGACGAGGGCAGCCGCAACAGCAGGUUUCAGAUGCUCUUCACAUCUUUUCAAGAACCUCCCUGUGAAGGCAACACAUUCUUCUGCCACAGUAACAUGUGUAUUAACAACACACUAGUCUGCAAUGGGCUCCAGAACUGUGUAUAUCCCUGGGAUGAAAAUCACUGUAAAGAAAAGAGGAAAACCAGCCUGCUGGAUCAGCUGACCAACACCAGUGGGACGGUCAUUGGCGUGACUUCCUGCAUUGUGAUCAUCCUUAUUAUCGUUUCUGUCAUUGUACAGAUCAAACAGCCUCGUAAAAAAUACGUCCAAAGGAAGUCAGACUUUGACCAGACCGUUUUCCAGGAGGUGUUUGAGCCUCCUCACUAUGAGUUAUGCACGCUCAGAGGAACCGGAGCAACAGCUGACUUUGCAGAUGUGGCAGAAGACUUUGAAAAUUACCAUAAACUGCGAAGAUCAUCUUCCAAAUGCAUCCAUGACCAUCACUGUGGAUCACAACUGUCCAGCGCGAAAGGCAGUCGCAGUAACCUCAGCACAAGGGACGCUUCUAUCUUGGCAGAGAUACCCACGCAGCCAGUCAAGCCCCUCAUCCCACCCGUGAACAGAAGAAACAUCCUGGUCAUGAAACACAACUACUCACAAGAUGCCGCAGAUGCCUGUGACAUUGACGAGAUUGAGGAGGUUCCCACCACGAGCCACAGGCUAUCCAGACACGAAAAAUCCGUCCAGCGGUUCUGCCUCAUUGGGUCUCUAAGCAAACAUGAAUCUGAAUACAACACAACUAGGGUCUAACACGAAAAUCCAAGCUAAUCUCCUCAAAACUCCUCGAGCCUCCCAACUGUUCUUGAAUUAGGAGAAUGCAUUCCAUGCUCAGUCUGACCUUAAUAAGCUGGUGUGUUUGUCGCAUUUCUUUUCCCAUUGGGAGAAAAUGUUUUAACUGUGCUUUAUUUUCAGAGAAGAACUAUUUACACAAACAUGGGGACUGUGAAAAGAAAGUUCCGUAGUGAAUUGUGAAAAGUGGACAUAUUUCUAAAUUCAUUCCACUGCCUUUAUUCCAAACGUAAGAGUUACAGACAUGCGUUAUUCCUUCGGCAAGACUCCCUGCUGCCGCGCAAUGAUGUGUCCAUUUCCUAAUUCGGUUGCUGAUCACCAAGUGCUCCUUAGGUUUUCAAUACAUUCUGAGAUUUACGGAAACUUGAAGAAGAAAUUAGUUCCUGAUUGAGACUACCCCAGCUUUACGUUUAUUGUUGGUUUCGCAUUUGUUUAUAUGGUGUCUGUGUGUCUUUGUUAAAUGUUUGUACCUGUGUGAUCUUUGGGAAAAGGAAACAAAACUUUGGGUGAACUCCGUGUUAUACGUCCAUUGUUUUCAUUGCAUAGACUGCCUGAGAAUAGUCCCUGUGUGAUUUUUGAGCAAGCUGCAGUGAAAAACGCAAAUGUGGAUCAUGAAAGCAUCACCGAGAGGUUCUAUGGACUGUGCACACCUGCUGUUUCAUUAUAAUUAAAUUCAGUAAAAUGUAAUGAGUAAAAUCUACAUUGCAAUAAGACAAAUCUCUCUACCCCUCUCUCUGUCUUUCUCUUUGUCUUUCCCCCUUAUCGUUUCUGUGUAUCCCUGCUUUCCUUUCUGUUUUUACCAUGGAAAGAUACUGAGUUUCACAAAUGGCAUUUUGAAAUCAGGUAUUUUACCAUUCAAACUCUACAACAGAAUUUUGUUUGAUUAAGCACUUAGCAAUAUGACUGAACUGACAGUUUGAGAAAAAUACCCUGCAUGUCAGUACUGGAUAUUUAGGUUGGAAAAAAUGCCCUCUUUAUUAGACACAUUGUAAAAAGCAUGCAUUCUCAAAUACUGCUGUUACUGUUCCAUUUCUUUGUGUCAUAUGCUUGCUACUUGUAACUUUUAUAUAAAUAUAUAUAAAAUGUAUAAUAAUUUCCUAAUUUGAGUUAAGAGAAAUGUUUCUUCUCUUGAGAUAAAAAGAAGAGUUACUCAAGUACAUGAUUUAUUUCUCCCAACAUUCUCCACUCUCUAGAUUACCCGAUGCCAUUUGAUAUUGAGGCUUACUUCCCUAAAUAUUUGAUUUUUAACAUCUUAUGAAUAUCUUCUUUUAUAUUAAAUGUCUUUUUAAGUCAAUCCAUAAAAAUCAUAGACCCUUUUAUGAUUGAACUAAAACCAUUCUGAGUUACUUCCUACCUAUUAACACAUAUACCUGAAUGCUUAAUGGUUAUGAUGAGUUUCAUACAGAAAAAUUAAAGCCCUUAUAACAUACAGAAGUUCUGUUGAAUCACAUGCAUUCCCAUAAACAAUAAAUGAAUACCUAUUUACAUAAAAAAGUAAACUUAAAAAAAAUUAAAUUUAACAUUACAGUUACAGUACAUAUGCUCACUACCUUCAAAAUAGACAAAUUCUCAAUAAUAAAACCAGGACUUUCAAAUAAAAAAGAAAUCUGAUCAAAGACAAUGUUUGCCAGCAGCUGGAGCAGUAUUUACAAUCUAAAUGGAUAUUCCUUGUCAUAUGGCCCUUUUCAGGAGGCCAACCCAGUAUGUAUUACAAUAUAAAUUAAACAUCAACAAGUAAACAGAGAUAGAGUAAAUUGUAAAAAAAAAAAAAAAGAAAAAACUAACUAAAGAAAUAUAGCAAUUCUUAAAAUCAACUUACCUUGUGGAGUACUCACAGCACAUGGACAGGAGUACCCUGGGCCGACCUUUAAUCCCAGCUAUCUGAAGACACAGAAAGGCAAACCAUUUAACUAAACUAUAAACAAGUUCAGCAAGAGCCUCUUCCUUAGCAAACAGUGAAAACUGAAUGAAGAAGAUGGUCAGUGUCAACUUCUGACACACACACACACACACACACACACACACACACACACUUAUGUACACAAACACCAAAUAUAUUCUCAUAAAAAUUAGCAUAGAAAUUAAUUUGACAAAUUGUCCAAGAAGAAAAUGAACUGGCAUAAUGAUUAUUAUCUUUCUUUAACAUGAUAUAUACUAUAUAUAUAAUAUAUAUCUUAUGAUAAAAUUCAUCUUUAUCAUUUUGCUAACCAAAUUAUUACCACAUGUAAUGUGCCCAUUAAUUAAAAGUUGGAACUCCAAGAUAAUCAAUUAAAUUAGUUCUACUAUUUCAUCUCUUUAGGUGUUCUCAUUGGACAUUAUUGACCUUGAAUGAAGAAUCUCAAAGACUAUGUAUAAUAUACAUAUAUAUAUACAUAUAUGUGUGUGUGUAUAAAUACACACACACAUAUAUAUACAUAUAUACCUGAGUGUUUCAUUAUACAACAAUGAAGACAAUUAAGUGGAUAAAUCACCAGACACCUGCCAUGUAGGUUUACAUGUUUUUCUAAUUCUUUACAGAUCUAUAAAAUGUUAAUGAUCUGCUUAUUCUCUGCUUAAAUGUAUUUAAUGCCUCAAACCUACUAAACAGAUACCUUCUUUUUUGACAUCAAACUGAAUUAAGUAUAAAUUUAAGAAUAGAUGACUCACAUAUAGUGAUAUAGUCCAUGGGGAAAAUAAUCACUCUUCCAAGAUGGAUCUCCUUAUAUGUGAUGAUCAAUUAACUCAUAGGUAUUAACUUGUCCAGACAGGAGAUCACUGCCAAGAGUCCUUGAGGCCUGUGAUUAGCCCCAUUAGAGACACUAUCUUGUAAUAAAGAUGGAUCUUGUGAUGUGAGAGUCCAGAAAAGCUUUCAAAUAUAUUUUGGAGCUCCCUACAGGUGCCUUCAUAAAAUCCAAUAUUGAGAUUUUUGAAUAUUAAAAUUACCUAUUAAAUAACCACAUCAGACUGUUGCUUUAAUAUCAACCUUGGAAUGAUCUUAAAAAUUGGGUAGCACUUGUAGUGGAAAGAAGUGUUCAAAACCACCAAACAAGCUUAACAGUUAAUAUUUUUUUCACAAAGUGAAUUCCUAUAGACUAGCAUAAGAGCUAUAUUGAUUCGUUGAACUAUUUUCAAAUAUAUCACUAUGUCAAUUCAGUGAUUCAGCCUUUAGAAUCUUGGUGGCCUCCCACGUUUACAUGAAAUACCCAGGUCAGCCUGAGUUAAGCUUUGUAAUUCUCUCCAAGGGCAGUGCAGUUACUCAACACAAGGUUGAUGUUCUGACGUCUAAUUCUGAUCUUUUUCUGUACCCGUUUUUACACACAUGCAGAUUUUAUUCAUCAUUUCACAAAAGAGGCUUGAUAUUUGAUUUGUCACAACUUAAUGUCGUCAGAUAAUUAAAAUCCACUGUAAGCAUAACUGGAGAUCAAUGCCACAAAAUCUUUCAGGGAGAAUCAACCCUGUCCUAGAGAUGCUGAAUCUUUUGACCCUAUUAAGAAUAUUAGAUUGACAAUUCUGCCUCCCAACAUGAUGGUCUUCAACAUCAUGUGAAUAUUCUCUUAAGCCUUGUGUUAGCUUCGUCUGUACUUUCCCAAGAAAAGUCAAGAUUUUCUUACAUCACAGGCUUUGCUUCUUUUAUUUUUAGAUCAGGAAUUGAUUUCUCUGAAUUGAAAAUAUUAAAAUAAGGUAGAUAACAUUGUUCUGAGUCUCAUCACCUUCAAGCAGCAACAACAAACAAUGCAUUCCUUUUUUUGAUAGUCAAAUAAAUGAUACCAUGUAGUUUGAAUGAUAGUAACUCUAAAUUCUGGAAGGAGGUUAUUUAAAAUUCAUCUGAUUUAUGUAUUAAUAUAUUUAAAAUGCACAAGUUAUUUAAAAUUAGUCUUAAUCCUAAAUGGAUAUGAUAAUGGACAGUGAGUUUUCUCAUCUAAUGAGUACAAGGGUUAGUUGGUAUGCAUACUUUUCCUCCAUUAAACAGUUUUUAUUUUAAUCACAGCAUGAUGAGAAAGAUGCAGACAAGGUAACAUUACAUGGGUAAAAAGAAUACAGUAAAUGGAACUUGAGUUAAUUAGUUAUUCCUAUAUUUCUUUUAACAAGAUUGGAGAAAGAAAACUACAUAACAAAAACUAAGAAAAAAAAGAAAGAAAAAGAAAAAUUUAUUACUUAUACAACUCGAUAAUUCCCACACAACUUUUAAUUUAGAAUUGUAACUAAUCAUUUUGUAAUGAAUUUAAACUGUGUUAAAAUUUAUUUAGUUAAAUGGUAUUAUUUACGUCAACCCAAGAGAGAAGCAAAGGGAAGAAAUAUAAGUAAGUAAUGUCAAGAACACAAUUUAAGAUUUGCCCUGGGGCACCAGGUUAUGUGUUUUCUGUUGUUUUCCUAAAGAGGGGCAUGCCAGCCUCUAACAUCCCUUGAUUUCCUUGCAUCAGGAAACAAAUGCAAAAGCAAGCUUCAUCAAGCUUCCGUCAUUUGCUUGGAGCAUUUAGAGAAGUUCUUCCUUCCCGUGAACCGGCAUGAGCACACCAUCGCUUUUCUCUUUGGGAAUCAUAACAGUUGUGCAGCCAGCACAUUCUUUGUCCCUAUAGUUUUUUUUCUCUUCAAUUGCUGACCCAUGCUAUUUUCCAGCCACUCAUUGAAAAAUUGUUUGGGGGUGUCUCUUACUACUCACCGAUACUCAAAUGAAAAUUACAGCUGACCAGGACGUAUGAUGUGUAAGUUAUUUAAAAUAAAAUAUUCCUUUUAUAUUACAUUAUUAAAUUUGUAUUCUUUAUUCACUUUCCCUAGAGUUAAACUUAUAUAAAUAUCACUAGAUUUUUGGGGGUUAGGGGGUGUCUGCUCAAUUUAUAUAUCAAAUCCUCUUCUUCAGCACAUUGGGGGAAAGGAUAAUUAAUAGUGGAGACUGGUAGAGGAAUGGUGCUUAGAACUAUAGAAGGAGACACUCAUAAUAGUUUUUACCAUGUGACCCAUCUUGAAACACUAAUUAGAUUACCCUGGGUCCCUCUCAUUUGUAAAACACAAAACAUAAUUGACUAUUGAGCAAAUGAAAUAUAAAUGAUUUGGUAUAAUCAAGAUGUGAUAAGCUUAAAUAUGAUAAUAGCAUUUUCUUAGGAGCACCAGAUGAGCCCUAUAAAGUGUAGGCUUUCCCAAGAAGACAGUGAAAGAGACCAUUGCCAACAUGUGCAGGGAAACAUUUGUGUUUAUAGUCAUUAGGUCAUACACAGUUUGAGGACCAUUUACUUGAUGUGCAUGGUAAGUAAUGAAGGGUCACAGAAAAUAGAGUUCAUAGAGUAAACAGAGUUGGUACUGUGUUUCUGAGCGUACUUGGUGCUUUCUCAAGAGUUUGCCCUGUGUUCAAAGAUGAACGUGGUAUAUUUUGAGGUGAUGUGAAUGGAGACUUCUCUGAAGACAGUAUACUUACUAAGUAGAGUAAAGAGUCACACAUAUUAAAUUCAAUUAAUACAAUGGGUAAUAAGACAUUAAAGGUAACAGACGGUUGGAGAGGCAGGAGUAUGUCUUGCCAUUUUAUUUAAUUUCUACAGUAUGCUAACUCCGUGACUAUGGUUAACAAGGAAACAUACUGAGGUUCACAUGACAAAGUCCAUUCUCAGAGAUUUACGUUAAAUCUUUUCCUUGUAAACAAAAAAGUUUGAUUCUGUGAAUGAAACUACUGCAAAUAUUGUAUGUAAUUAGCUUUUGUGCAGUCAAGGAAAGUGAAGUAGUUUGUAACUUUUAUAAGACUCUGUAAGUGGUGAGCACAUUUCUUAUACUGAGCUGACUAAACUAGUGCAGUGUUUUCCACCACCGGGCAAAUAUAACUCUGUGAAUUAGUGUACUCCAUCAAGAGAAGUUGAGACAUAUCCAUAUUGCCCCAUAAUUUUGUGUUUACUCAUCUGUAAAAUGUGUACUAUAAAAUCUUCUUUUCAACUGAAAGUGUCACAACCAAAUGAUCAUGUACUGGGAGAUAUUUUUUAUAUUCUAUGAUGCAUUGUAAAAAUAAACCAUUUUUUCUAA
Rattus norvegicus (Norway rat) is the source of this 13553-nucleotide messenger RNA. It is a transcript of the gene Neto1, whose product is annotated as neuropilin and tolloid like 1. Gene Ontology annotation, molecular function: ionotropic glutamate receptor binding. NCBI's taxonomy places the organism in Eukaryota, Metazoa, Chordata, Mammalia, Rodentia, Muridae. Gene Ontology annotation, biological process: neurotransmitter receptor localization to postsynaptic specialization membrane; anterograde axonal transport of neurotransmitter receptor complex; visual learning. Gene Ontology annotation, cellular component: glutamatergic synapse; postsynaptic density membrane; axon cytoplasm. The record is from RefSeq and is a predicted model, not a curated record.